Molecule: messenger RNA, 920 nt
Organism: Setaria italica (foxtail millet)
Lineage: Eukaryota; Viridiplantae; Streptophyta; Magnoliopsida; Poales; Poaceae
Product: BAG family molecular chaperone regulator 1
Exons: 2
Coding region: 179-661 (160 amino acids)
Molecular function (GO): protein binding
Source: RefSeq, a predicted model, not a curated record
CUGGCUCCCUCUCUUGCUCUUCGUCUUCGUGCUCCUGACCUCCUCCCCUAUAUAUAAACAGUGACCUCUUGCUCCACUGCAGCAUCUGUUCAGCACCACACCCACCGGUGGUCACUGCUCCAGCUCCUCGCCGUCCAUUGCUGCCGGAGCUGGGCAACAUUGUGGGUCUGCGACGACAAUGAUCAAGCUGAGGUACUCCAAGAAGCUGUUCCGGAGGAGCUCUUCCAAGAGCAGCACGGCCAGCAGCAGCUGCAGCAGCGACGGCGGGGAUGUCGGCGGCGGCGGCCGCGGGGAGAUCGAGUGGGAGGUGAGGCCCGGAGGGAUGCUCGUGCAGAAGAGGGACGGGAGAGGGGACGCAGAGGUGAUCACCGUCAGGGUGGCCACCGGGUUCUCGUGGCACGACGUCUCCAUCGGGGCUACCUGCACUUUUGGGGAGCUGAAGGUGGUGCUGUCCAUGGUGACAGGGCUGGAGCCUCGGGAGCAGAGGCUCCUGUUCAGAGGCAAGGAGAGGGAGGACACCGACCACCUCCACAUGAUCGGAGUGAGGGACAAGGACAAGGUGCUGCUGCUCGAGGACCCUGCCCAAAAGGACAUGAAGCUCCGGGCCGCGCUCGCGGCCCAGGCCGUGCAGAGCCCGUACCGGGCCUUCAUCAAGGUGUAGGCCUCGGCCCGUUGUUUGUUGUGCUGAUCUUGACCACAUCUCUACCAGUUAGGUUCCUAUAUCAAGGCAAACCCAAAUGCCAAGCCUUGUGUUGGCAACUUGAUGUCUUGAUCCCACAUGUUGCGACGUAAUCUACUUCAAAUCCCACUAAUUGCUAAGUUAAAAAACUCCGUGGAGGGCAAAGUGUCCUUUCAUGUAUGACUUACUGCAAUGCUCUUUUUUUUAACAAACGGUCACGAGAAUGUGCCUAUUUCAUUAA